GCUGGUGUCGCUGAUGCUGCUGAGGCUGUCGCCGCCGCUCGUGCUGGGCAUGCAGCUCGAGGCGACGGCGCCGCGUGCCGCCGCGGCAUCUCCGCGGGCUGCGGAGAGUAAGAGCGCGCUGCUGGUACUGGCAGGCCUGGCACGGCACUUCGAAGCCACGUGGCCGGCGUUAGAGCAGGCCGUUGUGCUGCCGAACGAGAGGGCCGGGUACACCUUCAAGAUUGUUUUCCACACCGAUGCGGGACUGGAGUGCCACCGCGAGUCGCCGAAGUUUGAGAGGCGCAAGUGCGAGGAGCCGACCGACCCGACGGCUCACGCGGGUCGCAUCAGGAAGCUGUUUGGCACCCGCGAAGUGAGCGUGAUCCAUGAUAAUACCACGUGUCUUGACCAUGACCGGCUGGCCUGGCGGCCGUCCGACGGCGGCGUUGAGUUGGACGUGCCCCUCGGCAAUGUCGAUGAUCUGCGGGGGGAGAGGCUUUGGCCUCCUUGCGACCCCUGGUUCGAGCGCGUGCAUAGCGUGGUUGCAGCCUUCGUGAAGAGCGGGGUGCAGUUCGACAAG
Molecule: messenger RNA, 559 nt
Organism: Prorocentrum cordatum
Lineage: Eukaryota; Dinophyceae; Prorocentrales; Prorocentraceae
Source: the annotation of a GenBank genome assembly